AUGGCAGCAGCAAGUUUAUCUCUGUCCUCCUCGGGCUUUGUUCUCAUUAUAAAGGGCCGAGUAACGACUUUUUCAUUGCUAUCACCAUCAUCCUUUAAAGAAAACAUGAAAUUAAACAUCAUACAUACAGUUGAUUUAAAUGGGCAACUACGCAUUUUGAGCAGGGAGUGGUUUGAACCUCCACUCUUGAAGGACGGGAUGGUCCUCAAUGGAGUAGUAGACCGCGGCUUGAAUAGUUUGCACAGGGCCACCAUCUUCCUCGGCAGUCAAAGUCAAGAAGUACACCCCGGGCCUGGUCAGGACACGGACAGCCCUCUCGACUUUCACAAGCUUAUAUCUGUGACCCUGUUGUAA
This is a messenger RNA of Striga asiatica, 354 nucleotides long. The record is from the annotation of a GenBank genome assembly. Lineage: Eukaryota; Viridiplantae; Streptophyta; Magnoliopsida; Lamiales; Orobanchaceae.